Raphanus sativus (radish) is the source of this 2174-nucleotide messenger RNA. RefSeq lists its product as uncharacterized. The record is from RefSeq and is a predicted model, not a curated record. The coding region runs from base 26 to 2029 and encodes 667 amino acids. Lineage: Eukaryota; Viridiplantae; Streptophyta; Magnoliopsida; Brassicales; Brassicaceae. The transcript has a single exon.
UUCUUUAAGUCACAUACAUACAAAUAUGGAUAUGACAAUAUCACCAAUAUAUAAGCUAUCUAUUCACGAGCAUCCUCUUUUCUUUUCAGCUAUGUUUAUUGAAAAGAAAUGUGAUGGCUGCCAGGUAAGAGAAAUGAUGUAUGGUAGCUACUAUUGCAACGAGCCUCGUUGUAAUUGGAGGUUCCAUAAAGACUGCGCGGAAUCCCCACUAGAGAUCAAUCAUCACCCUUCCCACCUUGAGCAUCCUCUCUUGCUCACUAGUCCAGAUGAUUCUAUUACUCCAUGUGACUUUUGUGGACAAUAUAUUUUGUCCACAUAUUAUACUUGUCCCACAUGUGAAUUCAAAGUGGAUUUGAUUUGUGGAACUAAACCCUCGCCGCUUGUUAUCAAACAUCCAGUGUGUCAUGACCAUACACUUGUGUUUUUGAAGAAACAAAUAGAGGAAUAUAAGGUCCCUUGUGAAGUAUGCAAGGAGUCUAUCGGUGGACCUUCCUAUUCAUGUCUUGAAUGCAAUAACGUGUACUUUCACUUGGAUUGUGUUCAUCUCUCAAAAGAGGUAGAUCAUAAUUGCCACUCUAGUCACUCCCUUAAGAUCAUGCCAUCUGAGUCAUUUAUAGAUGAUGAUGAUGCGCAUAAGAUUUGUCAUUUCUGUUUAGUUCAACCAGAAAAGGUGCUUUAUCAUUGUUCUAUUUGCAAUUUUACUUUGUGCCUUGAUUGUACUAAACGUCCACCACCUUUUGUUGUUGACAACGCCAAGACUCACACCCAUCCACUUAUGCUCUUUUCGAAAAAGAUCGUAUUUACUUGCAAUGUUGCUGGAAUUGAAUCUGAUAGCUAUAAGUCUUAUAUAUGUCUCAAGUGUGAUUUUGUUAUCACUGGAUCUUGUGUUGGCUUACCAAGCAUCAUAAACAUUAAUCGUCAUGAUCAUCGCAUCGCUUUUACGCAUCAUCUUGGCUAUAAGGGUGCAAAAUGUGGAGUUUGUCGGAAAAAUGUAAGUCAGUACUAUGGAGCUUAUUCUUGCGCGAUUUGCCCUGAGUAUGUAGUUCAUUCAAGAUGUGCAACUGAUUUUGAUGUAUGGAAUGGAAAGGAACUCGAAGGGAUACCUGAGACCAGCGAAGAUAUUGUGCCAUUUAAAGUGAUUGGUGAUAAUUUGAUACGUCAUUUCUUUCAUGAUAAACAUAUUUUACUGCUCUUCAAAAAUUAUGACAUGAUUGGUGACGACUACUACUACGAGAGGUUACGAUGUGAAGCAUGCGCCUCACAGAUCGGGUUUGGCCCAGUCUAUAGUUGUCAGGAAUGUCGUUUUUUUCUCCACGAAAAGUGUGCUCAUCUUCCUAUGAAGAAAAACCUUGUCUUUCGAACCACACCAUACAAGUUGGAGUAUCAUCAAAGCAAGGCUGUAUACUGUUACUUGUGUGAUAUGUUCUUUGGUGGUUUUACGUACGAACCACAAGGACCUUAUUUGGUAUGCGUCCCUGUAGAUGUACAUUGUAGUUCCAUCUCUGAGCCCUUCGUCCAUAAUGGGCAUUUGCAUCCCUUAUAUUUUGUUAUAACAAAUAAGGAACGUCGUUGCGAUGCAUGUUGGAGAGUUCCAGAUGGCUACUACAUGCUCACUUGUAGUGAUUGUGAUUUUGACUUGUGUUUGUAUUGUGCUACUUUGCCUGAAAAGAUAUGGCAUAUAAGCGAUGAGCACCCUAUCACUUUAUAUCAUGGCGGAAAGGAGGCGAUCAGCAAAAACUGGUGCGAAGUUUGUGAGAUGGAGUUAGAUUCAAGUAAAUGGUUCUUUACAUGUUCUGAUUGUGGAGUCACUUUUCAUGUUGGAUGUGUACUAGGAGACUUCUCACGUCUCACUCCAAACUGUUCUAUUCACCGAGGGGGAAAAGAACAUUUAGCGAAACUUAACCAUCAGAGCAGUCGGCCAUUUUGCAGACAUUGCCACGAUCGAUGCAAGGCCCCUGUCAUCUUGCAGGUCAAUGACGAACAUAGUGGAUACAUUUGCUCCCGUUCAUGUUUAUUGUGGUCUUGCUGAACUUGUCUGAGAAAAUAAUGUGCGACUGUUUUCUAGCGAGAAACUCUGGUUGGUUGGUUAUUUACUUGUUAAUUGAAAAACGCAAGUUAUGUAAUGUAUUUUUUCUUUUGUUAAAAAAUUAUGAUUCUCACUGUAAAUAAAUUCU